This is a messenger RNA of Eriocheir sinensis (Chinese mitten crab), 783 nucleotides long. Its product is annotated as low choriolytic enzyme-like. The coding region runs from base 1 to 783 and encodes 260 amino acids. The record is from RefSeq and is a predicted model, not a curated record. Gene Ontology annotation, biological process: proteolysis. Gene Ontology annotation, molecular function: metalloendopeptidase activity; zinc ion binding. The transcript has a single exon. NCBI's taxonomy places the organism in Eukaryota, Metazoa, Arthropoda, Malacostraca, Decapoda, Varunidae.
AUGCUAUUGUUUUUCCCUUUCCUCGUGCUGGUCUGGGCCGGCGGAACGGGCGUGCGGGGCGAAGUGAAGGAGGUGGAGGUGCAGCAGGAGGAUCGGCUGAGGUGGCCGGACGGCGUCGUGCACUACAGCAUCAGCGAAGGCUUCACCGUCCAGCAGUUCAAGUGGGUCCGCAAGGCCAUGGACAUUAUCGAGGCAGAGACGUGCAUCUUAUUCGAGGAACGCAAAAACGCUGAGCGCCGCAAGCCGCCGAGAACCUUGUACAUAAAGCCGGGCUACGGAUGCACCUGCAAAGUGGGUUACCAGACCUUCGGCUCCGUGCUCAAGCUCCACAAACGCUGCUUUAAAGUGCUCGGCCAUGUGGUGCAUGAGCUCCUGCACGCCCUCGGCAUAAGGCACGAACACCAGCGGUUUGACAGGAACUAUUACGUUCAUAUCAACCAGACCGCCAUCAGGACGGCCUACAUCAAGAACUUCUUCAGACGCAGGAGGAGUCUGAGCUACAUUUCCAACGCCGGUCUUCCCUACGACUACGAGAGCAUCAUGCACUACCCCAAGAUCGGCUUCUCGGUGGGCAAGACGCAGGCCAUCAUCACGCCCAUCGUGCCCUGCGCGGCGAUCGGCCAGCGCAGGAGGAUGAGUCCUUCAGACGUGGCCCGCAUCAACCGCCUCUACGCCUGCACGGGCCACUACUUCGGCGACGACAUCCCCGGCGCCGUGCCCUUCAAGGUGUGGCAGCGGCAGGUGCAAAAGCUGCGGCGCCUCGAGGCUCGCAGCAAGUGGUGA